UCCAGUGCGACGAUAUUCUCAGGCAGUUCGACGUUAUCGGUGUGUCACAGGAAAUGGUUAAACAGAGGAGGAGCCGAGAUGAGUUUUUCUAGAGAGAGAAUUGAUUAGAGCCCCCCCUGUUUAACGGAGGCACGACUGGAGAUAGCCCCGCUCUUAAACACCGCGCCUGAGGCAGCGAGCGACAGGGCAGCGGAGCGCAGACCCGGCUAGAGGCAUCUGGCAGACGAUCAGCUGAUUUGUCACGGUCCCAGCAUCAACCUGCUAAAACACCGGGAGGAAAUAAUGAGGAUCUGCAGUCUAUCUUACUCUCAGGAAGAGUCCUCCAUUGCUUCCGGAGACCAGGAAGAAGAUGUGGGAGCUUCUAGCCAGCACUGAGGGCCAGAAUCAGUUUGGGUUGACCCUGCGGCAGGGUCUCCCCCUGGCUGGCUGCUGAGCGCUGUUUCCACUCGGCAGACUAGAGCGCUGGCUUCUCCGCUGUCACUGCGACACCAGCUGCGCCCAGUAAGGACUGAUCUGGCCAGGCCUGCCCUGUCAGUCGGAGUACCUUCUGGGGUGUCUGGGGUCAAUCGGAAUGGGAUUUUAGAAGGGCAAGGAGGAGAAAUACGGAAGGCAACCUUUCUCUCUGGCUCAGGAUAAAACUGAAGAAAGAGCUGCUCUUCGCGACAAACCCGGUAACGCUCAUUCAUGCGGGACUGAAGCCCUAGAGGAGCGCGGAGCUUGCCGUCUUGUGUCCGAGCGUGGAUGUGGGUCCCGUGCCCCCGCGCGGGUGUGGUCUGCUCAGCAUGGUGAUGUCCCAGGGCACCUACACCUUCCUGACCUGCUUCGCCGGCUUCUGGCUGGUGUGGGCGCUGAUCGUCAUGCUGUGCUGCUUCUGCAGCUUCGUGCAGCGGCGGCUGAAGCGGCACCGGGAGGAGCGCCUGCGGGAGCGCGGCCUGCGCGGCCUGGAGAUGGACCCCUGGACUCUUCCGCGAGAAGCGGAUGCCUACGGCAAGCCCCCCUGUUACGAGGAAGCAGUGAUGAUGGAGGACCCCCCUCCCCCGUACAGCGAAGUCCUGGCUGACUCCAGGGGGGGGACGUACACCAAACUCGCUGCCGGGACGUCCCGGAAACAGCACGACCCCGAAACUAGCAAGACGGCCCCGGAGGCCGUGUUGUCGGACAGGAGCUACGCCCCGCUCAUCCACCUCCCUGGGUCGGAGCACUGGGACUCCCUGGGUCGCCUGCUGUCCACCGUCGACCUGAACCGCAAUAACCUGCCCUCGCGCCCGCGCGCAGGGGUGCUGUCCCCGACUCUGACGGGCAGCGGGCGCGUGGGCGCGGAGCUCAGGAGGGCCGUGCUGCUGCCCGACCGGACUUGCACCUUACCCACCGCCUUCCCUCUGUUUGGCAGGAGCACAGCUGUGUGAGGGAGCGAGUUAGCGGGCGACCGGCCCUGGAGGGGCUGUGGGCUUGUCGCAGGGCCUGGGCCCCCCCAUCCCUCUCCCAGGGAGCCCUAAACUAUGUGUUUCUGUGAAGAACCUGGGGAGAAUGGACUUGCAGGCAGUGAAAAUAAGCGACUGAAGACCACGUGUGAGACAGGAGCAGGCUCCUCGCAUAGGCGAAUGAACCGCAGGGACUGUGGAGUCUCGGAUUCCGUUGUCAGGGGUUACCGGUGACACCGCGGUCUGCUGUUCCCCUCCCGGCCUCCGGAGGAAGCGCCGUUACAUCAACUCCCCUUCCCUCCCACCCCGACGCAGACGCAUGUGUUGCCAUGGCGCCUCUUCUCUGGACCAUUCUUGGCCCUCGGUAGGCCUUUCCCAUCAGACCCUGCAGUCGGGGGCUGCAGGAGCUCUGCCAGCUGAAGCAGAGGGAUCACACCCACUCUCUGUGUGACUGCGGACACCUGUCACUGCUCCCGGUCUCAAGAAAAACAGAUCGUCAAAACCAGGCAAGAGUAACCGAAGAGAGACUAACAGUGCUUAUUCUGGUCUAAUAAACCUUACAUUUGGUGUUUACAGCGCAUUCAACAUCUCCAGUAUGUAUACACAUUAUACAUACACGCACAUAAUCGCACAGUUUCCUCACAGACUGGCCUGGGCUCUCUCGGUGUCAAGAGGCGCGUGGUUGGUUUGAAGAGCAGGAGACGGGCUUCCAUCGCCACCCCUGGCCGGAACAAUGCCCAGACCUCAGUCCUGCUGGGACUCUCUCUGAGGUGCGAUGCGCAAUCCAGCCCCCACACACCAGCGGAAAUUUGCAUUUCAACUGAAGGCGUUCCUACAAGAUGAGUGGCACCGGACUGGGCCUCCAGAGGAAGAGGAAUUGUAUAGACCAGGACUCGGAGAAGCUGGAUUUGUGGUCCAACAAGCUAUUUUGAUCUCAAAUAAUAUUCAUCAGGAAUAAUCCUGUAUUGCUCUGGGAUAUACUUAUUCCUGAUAAAGCAUUGCAAGUCUUGCUAUUUUUAAAUUUUUGAAUUUCACAAUCACCUACUGGAAUCACAGAAGCAGUGUAUUACGUAACCCUUUACAUAAGUGUCCGACUCCAGAGACUGACGUUUAAAGCCACCAGAGCGCUUUCUUUGCUCCGUUAAUGGUAAAUAUAUUACUGUGAGAGACAGGGACAGCAGGAUCUAUCCCUGAAGGAUGCUUUAAAAGCAACAAGUUUAAUUAGAAAUGGUGUGUCUGGAGAAUGACUGCCUGAGCAUCUCACAAGCACCAGUUCCAGAGGUUUUCCGAGGUGUCUGUCCUGUUCCCUUGUGCUGGACUCUUGUCUUAUCAGAGCUUCGUUUAUUUUUGUAAACGUUUUUGACCUUUCUACAAUGGAGCGAAUAUACUAGACUGCCCUCUCAUUGCUGAAGUUUUCAGAAGUGCCAUCGAGCACUUCACCUGUAUACAGACCUGCACAUGAGUUUCCGGGAUUGUGUCUCAGUUUUUAGGGAACAUAAUGGUGCAAAACAUGAACUCCUUCUCUCUGAACUGUGCUGCUUUCCUUUGAGAACAAGGCCAAGGGACCAAGACUUUACUGUACUGCCAAACUCCAAAUCUGGCGUCAUUGACAUGGUCUUAAUGCAGCCUGAUGGGAAGUAUUAACUCACAUGAUACAGGAAUACACUCUCCCUUUUCUUCUAGUGCAGCGACUUGUGUACUCUACCAUUACUCCUGUCCAAAUGUCCUGAAUUAACCUUCUCUACCUCACAGCAUCCUGUAUUUUUUUUAACUUCUCAUAAAUGACUGUGGAAUAACGCUUGGAGGUUCCUACGGUACGCUGCGACUGUGAGUUGAAGAGUCACUCUUUGUGAUUUUUUUUUAAAGUUUUUUUUUCCCAAUUCUUAAAUGUAGACUACUUGACUUUAAAGAGCACACUAGAAAAACAAGUUCUGUUUAGUGAAAAAACAAAUACACAGUGGAAAAGAAUUGCAGUGAUUCAUCUUUUAGCGCUACAGAACAUGGACUUCAUCCCAAAUUUGGAUAAAGGGAAGAUGGAAGAAAUUGUACUUGAAUUGCUCUCAUGGAUAUCUAAUACUGCCUGGCCUCUGGAGGAGCAAGCGAACGAUUUCCUCUUCAGCUAAGAAACUUCAUGUAAUAUCAUCUCGAUGGGGCAGCUAGACAAAGCUAAAACGAUCUGGUGUGUGUCAUGACAGCUGAGAGUGCUGGUUUCUCACAUGUUCUGGAGUUCAACAUUUUUUUCCAGGUUUGGCAGGGUUUUGGCACAUGGGAGUGUUUUAAACCUUUACUAAGAGGGUGGGUUUGCUACAGCUGAUGUAACACGGCUCACUUUCAUUACUGCUGGUGAAUAAUAGCUAGCAAACUGCCCAGCUCAUACUCGCCAGUUUAUUGCUGGCAAUCAUUAGGUUUAGGGAUUUUUCAGUGCUGCUUUCACCGAAAACAAAGCAGGGCCUGCAGUGGUGCGGGGGGCGAGUAUUGCUGACUCAUAACCCUGGGGCCCUGGGUCUAAUUCCUGGGGUGCUGUCUGCGUGGAGUUUGUAUGCUCCUUCCUGUGUUUGCAUGGGUUUCCCCCUGUUGCUCCAAUUUCCUCCCACAGUGCAAAGACAUGUUGGUGGUUAAUUGGCAUCUUGGAAAACUGGGCCUGCUGUGAGUGUGGGUUUUUGUCUGUGCGUGCCCUGAAAUGGAUUGUGCCACUGUGCCCAUUGCCUGCUGACACAUCACCUCCGGCUUCCCUGCAACUGCGGAUGGAGAGGUUAGAAAAAUAGAGGGAUGGCUGAAAGCACAAUAGUUCGACGAGGAGCAGAGGAGCCAAGCUCCAGUCCUUAAGUGCUGCUGCUUACAAGUCUAACUAAACCUCUAGCUUCUGAAGAACAAGGAGAGGCUUCAACUUGUCGAAGAAAGCAAAUAAGGAGUUUGAUUCGGUAAUUAAGUGCUCCUGUGGAAAGAGAAACCAUCUGGGUCUGUAGGACUGUUCUGUCUCCCUCUGGUGUGAUGAUGAGAGUGAUCUGUGGUUUGAUUUCUCACUCGGUUACAAGGCGUCUCGAACCCUGGUUCUGGGGAUCCUCAGUCCAGAAGUCUUUACAGUUCACCAUGAAGUCAGAUAUGGAACAAUUCUAGUAUGAUCAAUUAAACAGGUGGUUUGUUUCAUUAAAUAAUUUGGGGAACCAUUCAAGACUGAAGUUCUCUUUAGCCCUCAGGGACCAGCGUUCUCUUGAUUGAAUUGAUCAUUUGAUUGAUUCAUCAAAAGCCUACUGGAGACCUAUAAUUCUAAGGGGAUUGGGGCUCUCCAGGACCGGGGUUCGACACCCCUGCCCUCCAUUUCCUAGUGAGUAAAUUCACCUUUACCUUUCUUACACAAAGAUCUAAUAUUACGAUUUCAGUUUACCCCUAGUCAAUACAGGGGAAAUUAGUUUUUUUUUGCUGUUUGGCUGCAGCUUUUUUCAGAAUGUUACACAUGAAAGGAUAAAAGAGUUUUCCAUGUGUCAGACAACAGCUGUCGGAGCCGUUCCAGUAAUUUAUGGAAAUAGAAUGCUCUCAUUCAGUACUGUUAAAAAUGGUGCUUUUAUGAUGGACUUGAAGCAUGUUCAGGCGGCGUGGAGCUUGUCAGCAUCCCACAUGCUUGUCUCCAAAUGUCUUUUUUCUUGGCGUUCCGCUUUUCUCCUUCAGACACUGAGAGUCCCUUUGAAGGCCUGUCAACUCUCCCUGGGCUGCCCUGUGGGCAUCUCGUGGCACAGAAGUGACCUCAGCACAGUAAAGGCCUCUGGUGCCCCUAGCAGCUGUUCUUCAGCUACACACAUCCCUCGUGCUCCUGAUGUUCUCGAGCAGGCCGGCGUUCUAGAGCAGCGGCCUCAAACGCAGACCCUGGGGGCCGUGAAAUCCUUCAGACGUUCAUUUCCCAGCUUGUUACAUGUCUUGUUUGUUUAUAUUCUCCCUCCCGGAGAUCAAUUACUCAGAAACCACACUUGAUGAUUAUGUUUCUGUACGGAACCUUGAACGACUUGUGGGGCUGGAGAGAAGGGUGGCCUUUUUCCAGGCAGAUUGAAAAGGCAAUAAAAGAACAAAACUCGGGAGGAACGAGAAAGGCAGGAGGCACUGAGGGCCCCCCCAGGUACUGGGUUUGAGGACCCUGGUCUGUUAGCUGGGAUUAUUGAAGUGAAAUGCAGUCAUUCAUAAAUUCAUAUCCAGUACAGGUGCAGCAGGUACUGUGGGAUAGUAGUUGAGCACCUCACUCUCUCCGUCUCGAACUGUUAAAGCAGGGCUGUGGGAAGACCAGUGCCCUGACGUGGAGCGUUUACAUGCUCUUAUGUAACCAGGGGCAAUGAAGUAACUGGAAAUGUGUGGGUACAAGGGACAGAGUGGAGUGACGAAAACACUCUGCAGCUGAAAACCCAUGGGAUGCGUGCAAAUGUAGGGUAAAACCAAGUAAAAAUGUUGCAGAAAUCACCUGAAGUUAAACUUCUCUUUGCUCUGUUUCUUGAGAUUGAUAGGGGUGCGCGUAGUGUUUGUUAAAACACAACCGUCAGCAGCUGAAGUAAAAGAAAAAAUAAUGCAUAUUCAAUACUUACAGGUGUCUUCAGUUUACUUUAUGAAUUGGGCUCUCUAAUUUACAGCAAGAAACAGAAGCUGAAAAGAAAGCGCUCCGAUUGUCAAAAAUCUGCUUUUCUGUUCGGACAGUUAUCGGAGGCUAGGGCAGUUGGAGGUCCAGACAUUUCCGAGUCUCUCCGUGUAUUUCUGAAAGUUCCUUCAGAAGUUCUGUCCUGAGCUCCAGAUCUGAACUUCCACUUUGUGACUUUAGAAAAUAUGCCUCUGCCUUCCUUAAAGUAACAAUUAGCAUUCAUAUGUGGGCAAAGCCUUCAUUUUUGGGGUGUAUUUUUCCAUUGUCCUACAGGACGUUUAUUAAUCUUAGUAUUGAAGUAAUUAUUUUGUAAAACAUUUUCAAUGUCCAUACGUGUAUAUUUUUACAAGUCUGUGCCUUAAUGGACCAUCAGUAUUCUUGGCUUGUUUUGUUUCUAUAUAAACAUAUACCUGGAAAUGUGAUUAAUGGAACCAAAGGAGCUCCUACAUUUUAUCUUUGUUUUUAAUUAUUCAACAUUUAGAGCACUGCACUCGCGGGUAGGAAUGGAGCAGUAAACCUGAUUUACUAGGUAAAUAAAUCUCUAUGGCUUCCAUGUUUUGCACAGCUGAGGCAGAAAUGAACUGUGUUGUCUGCAACACACAGCUUCAGGCUUUACUCUUGAUCAUAAAACAUGAAGGUACAAUAUUAAAAACCAUUCUUUUAAUGCACCACAGCUUUGGCAGCGCAGGGUGGAACAGAAAACACUGUGGGUUUAUGUGACAGUAUGUGCCCCAGCGGAGUUUCCUUUAGGGGCUGACAAAAAGAAGCCAUAAUGAAAAUCAGAGCAGAACUGUAAAAAGUCCAGUGUUGUCACUUAGAUUUUACGUUAUUCCGCGCAACUGGUAAAUGGGUUAUGUACUGUACUGUGGAGCAACUGUACAUGUGCUCUGUUCAGAUCAUCAAACGAUUACAUCCUACAUCUGCUUCCCAGGAGGUGAAGAAGACAAAUAUCUGUACAGACCCACAAGUGAAGGUGCUGCAGUUCACAGGAAUGUCUGCUGUGCAUCACCUGGCUGCAGUGACAAGCAUUUGCCAACGUUUGUUGGACGUGAAUGUAAUUCUUGACAAUCCACUGUCGAGAUAUUGCUGUUAAGACUUUUAGCCUUGUUUGGGUCCCUCUUUAUUUAUUUUUAAUGUCGGAACAUAGGCCAGUGUAAGUACUGUACAAUAAAACACAAUGAAAUCCCA
Messenger RNA from Lepisosteus oculatus (spotted gar), 7224 nucleotides. NCBI's taxonomy places the organism in Eukaryota, Metazoa, Chordata, Actinopteri, Semionotiformes, Lepisosteidae. The record is from RefSeq and is a predicted model, not a curated record.